This is a messenger RNA of Schistosoma margrebowiei, 3141 nucleotides long. Lineage: Eukaryota; Metazoa; Platyhelminthes; Trematoda; Strigeidida; Schistosomatidae. The record is from the annotation of a GenBank genome assembly.
UUUUAUUUACACUCCCCUCUUCAUCUACUUGUAGGCAGUCAGAGUAUCUCAAGGCGGCCUGCUUGAGCAUCUGGGCUAUCUGUUCCUGUCAUCUAGACAUUUCAACAAGUUAUCUAUUUUUGUUUCUUUUAAUAUAUCAUUAUGUCUAUUAAUCGCACAACCUAUUCUGGCGCAUUUCUGAAAGGUGUACAACCUUUCGUUGUCAAAGUUACAAAAUCCCAAUAGAAGAUAAUGUGGUCGCUGGCAAUAUGCAGAGAGAAGAAUAUACAUUAUUCAGAUGUUCAUUUACUGGACUGCUAACAUGUAACUGGCGAUCACUUAAUAUUUAUCGUCAAGAUCGACCAAGAAUUGUUUGCUCCAUUCAACAUUGUAACAGUUAUUGUUCGUUUAGAAAUUUGGGAACAGGAUCGUGUUAGUUUAAAAGUUGAAGAACAUCAUCUGCUCACUGCAUUAGCUCAGUUUAAACGAAUGUAUGCUAAUGUGCGUCAUGAUUGCUUGCAUGCUCUAUUAGGUACAAAAGAACAAGGCUCACGAACACGUGGAAAAGCUAAUCACAUGACCAUGUGUAUUUAUUCGCGUUGUGUUGGUUACAGUAGAGUAUCACCAACACUUGAUAUUAUUGAAACAGCUCGCACUAUCGCACAUGAACUUGGACAUAAUUUCGGUUUAAGACAUGAUACUGAAGAAUGUGAAUGUCAAGGUUGUAUAAUGGCUACUGGUGUAGAAUUUGGCACAACAGUUAUGAAAUGGUCACCAUGUUCUAUAAGAGAUUUACCAGGUCUAUUAAACUAUGGAAUGGGUGUUUGUUUACAUGAUUUGCCUGCUAGUGGGAGUGUAACAAUUAAUUCUUUCGUACCAAACUCUAAAACAUCUACACAUAGAAAGAAUAACAAUAAUGAUAAUAAUAAUAUAAGUAUUCCAAGUGUUGUACAUAUUUAUGAUUGGCAAAGUGAAGCGAAACGAAUUCCAGUUAGUCGUGUAUUAACUAUAAGACAACGUCAUUCUGCCUCAUCUGUUGAGAAAUAUGCAAAUGGAUUAUGUGGAAAUGGGGUGUUGGAUCCUGGUGAAGAAUGUGAUUGUGGUACACAAACUUCAUGUCCAGAAAAGUGGCAAGCCUGUUGUGACCCAGUACGUUGUCGAUUACGUGGUAAUUCUCAGUGCGCUGGUGGUCCAUGUUGUGAUAUUAUUAAAAAUGAUUCCCUGGAAAAUGUAAAUCAAUCAGCAUCUUUUUAUUGUAAAUUGAAACCUUCUGGAACUAUCUGUCGUAAUGAAUCUGGUACUUGUGAUUUACCGGAAUAUUGUGAUGGUCGUAGUCAAUGGUGCCCAGCCGAUGUAUACAAAAUCGACGGUGAAUUAUGCUAUACCGAUGAAGGUCGUCGUGCUCAUUGUAUUCGUGGUGGUUGUCGUGAAGCAGAUGGUUGGUGUCGUGUAUUAUGGGGUAAAACUGCCAGACUUGCUGAUAAAUAUUGCUUUUAUGAAAAUGAAGUAAAGAGUAGAAAAUCUAAUGUCGAUUCUGUAGCAAAUUGUGGCGUACACCGACCAUUAUCUAAAAAUCGAUGGGAAGAUGUAAAAACGUGGACAGGAAUAGCUUGUGAAACAUGGCAUGAUACGUCCUGUGGACGAUUAUGGUGUCAUCAUCAAAAUGAAAAAGCUAUGCUUCUUGGUUGGAUUCAGUCACAAACACGUGUUAUUCACUCAUCUGGUCGAUCAUGUUCUGCACUAGUUUAUGAUCCAGUUUGGCCAGCUUCGGAUCCUGCCACUUGGGACGAGAACAAAUUAGUUCAAAUUAAUGCAAAUGGUGCAGGUGUUGGACUUUAUUCAGCAAAUACACAAGAUGCUGGGAUGGUUCCUGAUGGGACACCUUGUUCUCGAGGCUUUUGUUACAAUGGUACUUGUAAAACAAUCGAUAAUGUUCGUCCACUGUAUUCAUGUUAUUGCAAUGGUCGUGGCAUUUGUAAUAAUUUAGGACAUUGUCAUUGUUCACCCGGUUAUAAACCACCUUACUGUGAAGAAGAUGGAAAUGGUGGCAGUGUAGACAGUGGGCCGCCUCCAAUAAGUAGGAUCAAGGAUAACACAUUACUUGUUGUAAUAUGCAUCCUUUUCUUUGUGAUUUUACCUCUCAUUGGAUUUGGCGUAUACUAUGUUUUUAUACGUUCAGGUAGAUGUUUAUUGAGCACAUCAAAGGAGUUUAUUUAUACAAGUAGUGGUUUACGUAAACCAUGUGAUAAAAAUUGUGCAGAAUGCUUUUGUCAACUAUUCAGACAUGACAAAGCCAAAAAUUCAAAACAAAGUGAUAGACUCGAAAGGCCGUACCCCUUACUUGCAUUCGCAGCCUCCGAUUCAAAAGUCACAGAGAAUAAGGGAUUCAUCAACAGUCAAACCAAUGGUUACUGCAAUGUCACAUCCAAUGGUAAACUAUCAAACGGUUCUUACAGACCAGUUAAACCAAAAACAGUCAGCUUUGAACCAGUGCCCUCUAAGAAAACAACUUCCAAUUUCAGUGGACUCAAAACAAUUUGCUCACAAAACACCUUCAUUAGUUCCUCAACAGAAAAUAGCACAAAAGCAGCAAACAAAUAUCACCGUACAGGUUCGAAAAGAGAAAUUCCAACUAUAAUUUCUAGAAAUGAUAAAAAUUGCAUCAUCAAGGAAGAUAGUAAAGAAACAAUCCCAACUAGUCACCUGAAGUUUACUAAAUUCGAUAGUCAACAUCUCUCCACCGCUUUUGAACAUCACCAACAACAUUUACAAUCGAACAUUACAUCCAUAAAGCCAACUACAUUCAUUUCAGAACCCCGACUUGAAACAAUGACUUAUGAAGGACCGAUGUGUUCUUUAAAUGAUCCAGUUAUAAUUAAUACAUUACAACGUAAAUCUAAAAACACACUUGAUAAUCAAUCAAAAUCUGCUUCAUUUACUAAUUCUCAAUCAUCUAUUAAUAAACAAAAUUCUCAACAGAAAACAAUCACUAAUCAACACCUUACAACGCAACCACUGACAACAGUUGUAACAGGUGGACGUCAACCACUUUCAUCGAAAGAUAUAUCUGAGCCAUUAUUACAAGCAACUACAUAUAACGAAAGCUUAUCAGAUCUAAAAACAGCUAGAUUGAGAUUAUCACAGAAAGAAUUUGAACUUUAA